UGAACUCCCGCGCUAACCAGACGCCUGGUCUCGCCUCGCCUUGUCUCUGACCCCGGCAUGGAGGGGGUCCCGGUGGUGACGACGGGUAACGCGGGCGCUGCGAAGGCGGAGGGAGCCGCAGCCAUGCCGCCUCCGCCUCCCGUCUCCCCGCCUGCCCUCACCCCGGCGCCCGCAGCGGGUGAGGAGGGUCCGUUGCCUUUGCCCGAGGCGGGGGCUCCCGGCUGCUCGGGCUCCCGGCCCCCUGAGCUGGAGCCGGAGCGCAGCCUGGGCCGCUUGAGGGGACGCUUCGAGGACGAGGACGAGGAGUUGGAAGAGGAUGAGGAGCUGGAGGAGGAAGAAGAGGAGGAGGAGGAAGAGAUGAGCCACUUCUCGCUGAGGCUGGAGGGGGGCCGGCCGGAAUCCGAGGACGAGGAAGAGCGCCUGAUUAAUCUCUCUGAGUUGACCCCAUACAUCUUGUGUUCCAUUUGCAAAGGUUACUUAAUAGAUGCAACUACCAUUACAGAAUGUCUUCAUACAUUUUGUAAAAGCUGCAUUGUAAGACAUUUUUACUAUAGCAACAGAUGUCCAAAAUGCAACAUAGUAGUACAUCAGACACAGCCUCUUUACAACAUAAGGUUGGACCGACAAUUACAAGACAUAGUGUACAAAUUAGUGAUCAAUCUAGAGGAAAGAGAAAAAAAGCAAAUGCAUGAUUUCUAUAAAGAAAGAGGUCUAGAAGUACCUAAACCUGCUGUUCCACAGCCCGUCCCUUCAAGCAAAGGAAGAUCUAAGAAAGUCUUAGAAUCAGUGUUUCGGAUUCCACCUGAACUUGAUAUGUCUUUAUUACUAGAGUUCAUUGGUGCUAAUGAAGGCACAGGACAUUUUAAGCCAUUGGAAAAGAAGUUUGUCCGAGUUUCAGGAGAAGCAACCAUUGGGCAUGUAGAAAAAUUCCUCAGAAGAAAAAUGGAUCUUGAUCCAACUUGUCAGGUAGAUAUCAUCUGUGGUGAUCACCUGUUGGAGCGGUAUCAAACUCUAAGGGAAAUUCGACGUGCAAUAGGUGAUGCAGCAAUGCAGGAUGGUCUGCUGGUCCUUCAUUAUGGUCUUGUGGUUUCUCCUUUGAAAAUUACUUGAAGAUUCUAGGAUUAUUAGGAGAGAAACAAAAUAAGGAGGCUUCUGCGGAAUUGCAUCUCACCAAAGAUUUUCACAAAAUGUAAUUGCUACCACUUUGUGCUGUUUGGGACAUAGCUUACCUAUUUUCAGCAACCAAGUGUCGUAACAUUUAUAAAUACAACUUGGAAUGAUGAAAUUCAUCUGUUUUACUAGAGACUGUAUAUAAAAAGCAUCCAUAGCUCAGGGGAAAUUUUUCAAAGCAUUGAAUUUUUAAAUUCCUUGGGAUUUCAAAUUGACAUUGAUUUUGCUUCUUAAUCUUUGAUGAAAGUUGGUUACUGUUCUUUGUUGAGCCAUAUUCCUUUCAAGUUGGUGGUUUGGAUUCUGCUCUCUGGAAUGGUAUCAGUGGUCAAUUAUCCUUUUGGGAGAGAUGGACAGUUUUGAACUGAAAAUUAAAAGACAGUCUUUGUUAAACCACAGACUGUACCUCAGACAAAGACCAAAACUAUCGGCCACUUUUGUGUGUUGCCGUCGUAUUUUGAACUGGUAGCAUUUUUUUUUUUUUUUUUUUUACUAGCAACACUACUAAAGAGAUGUUAUUCACUUCUAAAAGGGAUAAAUUAUCAUUAUUCUGUGUGAAGAGACUAUCUCCUGCAGGGUUUAUGGCCCAUACCAUAAGCCUUCAAUGUAAUAAAGACUUCUUUAACAUAUCUUAUAAUAAGGGGUGCCUCUUUGCAACAAUAUUUUUAUUCCUCAAAUGUUAAUUUUAGUAACAUUUUAUUUGAGUAUAUAGUGUGACUGUCAAUAACUUUGUAAUGACACUGCUUCUGAAAGUAAUAAAAAAAUUGAGACGUUUACAGCAUAAAUACUUAUUCAUUGUUUCCUCAAUAAGUCAGUUUAGUGUUCAUUUUCCCAUUAUUUUGUCACUGGGAUAAAGAAUAUGGAUGUUUGAGACCUCACUUACUUGCAUACAGAGAUUUCAGUUUCAAACAUUAUUUUGCCUAAGAUUAGCAUUGUGAUAGCUUUCUAAAAGAAAUAUUUUGUAUACCCUAUUUUACUGCAAAAUUUCCAAAUCUGCAUAGAAACAAUUACAGUUGGGUAAGG
Molecule: messenger RNA, 2190 nt
Organism: Rhinolophus ferrumequinum (greater horseshoe bat)
Lineage: Eukaryota; Metazoa; Chordata; Mammalia; Chiroptera; Rhinolophidae
Gene: PCGF6
Product: polycomb group ring finger 6
Exons: 10
Coding region: 58-1110 (350 amino acids)
Biological process (GO): regulation of transcription by RNA polymerase II
Cellular component (GO): PRC1 complex
Source: RefSeq, a predicted model, not a curated record